UGCCGACUGGGACGCAGCGGGCCCCUGAGCUCCGUGCUGGAGACGCAGCCGCCAUCCUCCUCGCCUGCCUGCCACGCACUUCGUCUACGGAUCCUCCUCCACCAGCUUUGGCGAGCUCCCUUCUUGGCGCCUGCUGAUCAUCUCUCCCCUUCAGGCACACAGCGAAGCUGGAACGAACCGGGGAGGAAGGUUACUGCAGGCACACGCCAGGAUACCUUGAUUUCCAGCUUCCAGGAGAAACUUAGGCGUGGGUGCACGGAGUGCACUAAUUAGGAGACAAAGCUCACCGUGUCAUACUUGGAAUUGAUUUUGUCUCCAUUCCAUUUCUUGGCCUGCCUUGCCGCCGUGCUCCUCUCAGGCAUGAAGCCGCCGUUCGCCAAGGCGGCUGCAGAGCCGCGGUCCAGAACAGGCUCAAGGCAUGCCGGUGUGCCCGUUUCCGUGAUGAAGAGAAAGGCUGCACACAAGAGACACAGGAGCAGACCCCCCUCGCAGCCUCGGAGGAACAUCGUGGGCUGCAGAAUUCGGCACGGAUGGAAAGACGGAGACGAGCCUCUAGUACAGUGGAAGGGAACCGUUCUGGAUCAGGUACCUGUAAAUCCCUCUCUGUAUCUUAUCAAAUAUGAUGGCUUUGACUGUGUUUAUGGAUUGGAACUGCAUAACGAUGAAAGGGUGUCAUCACUUGAAGUCUUUCCUAAUAGAAUUGCAUCAUCUACAAUCAGUGAUUCACACUUAACAGAAAUUCUGAUCGGCAAAGCCGUGGAACAUAUUUUUGAGACAGAGGAAGGUUCCAAAAAUGAAUGGAGGGGGAUGGUCUUGGCUCAGGCACCUGUCAUGAAAACAUGGUUUUACAUUACCUAUGAGAAGGAUCCUGUUUUAUAUAUGUACCAGCUCUUAGAUGAUUAUAAAGACGGUGACCUACGCAUCCUUCCCGAUGCCAAUGAUUCUUCUCCUGCAGAGAGGGAGCCAGGAGAAGUCAUAGACAGCCUAGUAGGUAAACAGGUGGAAUAUGCCAAAGAUGAUGGCUCCAAGAGAACUGGCAUGGUCAUUCAUCAGGUAGAAGCCAAACCCUCUGUGUACUUCAUCAAAUUUGACGACGAUUUCCAUAUCUAUGUCUACGAUUUGGUAAAAACAACUUAGAAGUCAUUUUGAAAUUUGCCAAAUAUGUGAGACUAUUUGUAAAAUCCGUGCACACACAGUCUUGAUUGCUUUCCAAUUUGUAAGAACCAUCUUCUCGCUUUCUGCAUGCUUUUUGCCUGGCCAAAGAAAAAGGAACUGAAACGCAGACAUUUUUGGAAGAAACCUUUUGCCCUUCUCUCCACCCUUUUUUACAGGUUCCUCCCCACAGGAGAAUGAUUGAUUUCUCUAAUUAGUGAGAAGGGUAAAGUCUGCCAUCCAUUGGCCCACACUUCUAUCUUUGCUGGUGUUAAUAGUUUAAAUGUAGGUGAACACCUGUUGCCUCAUUCUUUUGGGCGCUCGGACUCUCUCUACUCAUUGAACUAUGAAGCUUCUGGAGAUAUUAGGUAUGACUGGCUGGGUAAGUUUCUUUGCAACUUUAACUCUUCCCUCUAGGUAGCUUCCAAGUGUAAUGUGAGGAAGAGUGGGAAGCCAUUUUGGUCUCCUGUCCAAGUUGCAUUUUCAAUUCGAUCUGUACUGAGAGUAAGACUAACGUAUUGCUCCCUCUCUGGUUCUUACAUCUAUUGCUCAACUUGUUGCAAAAUCAAGAGGGUAAUUACUUUUCACUUUAGUAUAUAAGUAUAGGCCGAGAAACCUUAUGAAAUUAAUAAGAGGCCAAGCAUUUGGGAACCGAACUCCCAAGUGGAGAAAUCAAGGUUUUUCAUCAAUGGUAUUAGAGCCUCUGUUGUCUGCAAUAACUCUGGGUAGGACCUGUAGACAUGGAGUGGGUUUUAACAAACACAGGCCCUGCAGGCAGACUUUAGCACAAGUAGGCUUUGCCAACCCAAUGGGACAUUAAACCAGGAUUUAGCUAGAGUUCUCAGUCACACGGUAAAGCCUGAGUUUAUCAAGUGUUGUCAGGUUGGUCCAGGACCUCAAAAUUAAAAGAGCAAAACCUGGAGUCAGGCUGAGAUACAGAUUUCUUUCCUAUACCGAGAGAUACUCUGAGAACUUUUAGAUUAAGUUUUCGUUUUGAUUCUUAGGGAACUUUUGAGUCCCAGCAUAUGAGGUGGGCAAGACACUUGCUAGAACUAAGAAAGACUUCCUCGUAUGACCUGGUGGGCUCAUCUUUUAUGUUGUCCCAGGAGAACUAUGGAACACAUAGAUUAGAAUCAGUGCCAGAUGAUCAAUAGGCUUAAUGAUGUUUUAAGAGCGUAAUGCUGGCAUUGGUAGAUAGAAAUCCAAUGGGUACUUAUUAGCGUUUUGUUUUUCAACUUUCUCCUCUUUGUUGGCUGCUCCUAAGAUACUCAUCUGCAGAAAAGGGUGAGCCCUACUGCAGCAGAAAAGUAAGUAAUGGAAUGGGUACUGUACCUUCCAUUAUUGAAGGCACUGGUAAAGGCUAACCAAAGCCUAGGGGAAAAGGUUAAAAAUAAGGAAGGUUUUGGAGAGAAGCACCUGGCAAAAGCCAACAUUUUCACACUGGGUCUCUGCACAAGCUCCAUUAACAGUAACAGACAGGCCUUGGACUUCUGCAAAUAUGGGGCUGGGACGUGUGGCAAUACAAUCAAACACUUGGGAAAUAUCUCCCAAGUUAGUUUAAGUUCACAGGUCAUGGAUUCUGGACUGCUGGCACAGACAGACUAGAUCCUGCUGAGGAUGAAACCAAGAAAACAGUCUCUUUUCUCCCAUGCUUUCUCUGUCCUAUGUAUUAAGUCCUGGGAACAUAAGUUUGCUUCCAGUGGCUGGGAAUUAGUGUGCUUUCUCAUUUUGGGGUGUGAAGAUGAUACUGUGGUCAUCUUUUUUGAAAUAUGUUUUCAUUGAUUUCAGAGAGGUAAAGAGAGGGAGAGAUAGAAAUAUCAAUGAUGAGAGAGCAUCAUUGAUGGGCUGCCUCCUGCACGCCACACACUGGGGAUCGAGCCCCCAACCUGGGCAUGUGCCCUGAGUGGGAAUAGAACCCGUGACCUUCUGGUUCAUAGAUCGACGCUCAACCACUGAGCAAUGCCGGUAAGGCCUGUGGUCAUCUUUUGACCUAUUGAUACUGUGGACUCUUAAAAAUAUAUAACAUGCAGUUGUGGGGUUAGAUUAAUUCAGCUUCUAAAGUCCUGAAGGAACUACACCUAAUCAAGAUGGAGACAGCCCAGGCUGUGGCUGCUGAAGGAACCGUACAUCUGUCCAGACGUCUCUGUGGGAUCCGUAUGGCUGAAAUGAGAAAAACAAGAAAUUGUGAAAGGCAAAAUUUUGGACUUUAAUUCCUUUGGACUUUCAAAUAGAAAUUUAAUUAGGAGCAUUCCUCUCUCCCUUGGAGUUUAAUCAUUAGAGUGGGUUUUAUAUAGUUCAAAUUAAGGCAUUUUCAUUAUGUAGUUGAUAUUCUAAUUUUUUGGAGUAUUUUAAUAUGCUAUCUUUGGGGUUCAUUGUGUAAUCUUUGUAAACUAAAUCAUAUAAUGUGGUUGGACAUAAUUAUAAAUUAGGGAUAAAAUAGUGAGUGAAUUUUCAGCCUGGGGUAUAAUGUAACCUUGGAAUUAAUUUUAAUUACUGCUCUAUUCUGACUUAUUUCAGAGCCUUCUAGGGUCAAAAACAGAACUGCUCACCAGUCUUCCACAGAUGGAAGCAGGAUAUUCCUAAGAUAAUGUUGGUCUUCCCCAUAGGGGACAGCCAUAGUCUUGGGUGUUGACCACUAUGGCUUAGAGAACAAAAAGUCCAUGGAUAUGAUGUGAUCUAUCUUAUAUCUCUCUCCAUGUUCCUGACUCAAGACAAAAAAUAAAGGACUCUCACAAGUAUUUGAGAGAAAACUUCUACCCACCUCCACUUGCCCCUCAUUCAGUCUUACAUCUGGGAGGAGGAAUAACUUGGUAAAACUGAAAAAAGGGUUAUUAUGGAUAAGCAGCCUAGUCCCUUCUUGGCUCUUCAGCUCAUUUUCUCACAGCAAGGAAUGGGAAAGAAGGUAGCCCCUUCACUACAUGGCUGAGUAAAUGUCUACUUUCGACUUGGGGUAGAACUACAUUUCAGGCUCAGGUCCAAAGCAUGUGCUCCAGUCCAGAUCUAUCAGUAAUAAAGCUGGUAUCAAUUUUUUUCUUUUAAAAAUGUUAAUAUAUAAAUUGUUUUUGGAGAAAAACACCUGUUUCUGGUAAAAAUGAAAUGGUACUAAAGGUUAUAAAGUAAAAACUAAUUUUCUUUCCCCCUUCUCACCCUUACCUCAGUCCCUCAGUCCCACUUUCCAAAGGUAACCACUGUUACCAGUUACUAUGUAUGCUUUCAGAGAUAAUCCAUGUAUGUACAAGCAUAUUAUGUAUGUAUGUGUGUAUAUCAGUUUUUUUAUACUAAUGGUGGCAUAUUAUACAUGCUGUUCUGAAUUUUGCUUUUUCACUUAACAAUAUAUUAAAGCUGAUAUUUAAUCCCA
This is a messenger RNA of Myotis lucifugus (little brown bat), 4510 nucleotides long. It is a transcript of the gene SPIN3, whose product is annotated as spindlin family member 3. Gene Ontology annotation, cellular component: cytosol; nucleoplasm. The transcript has 2 exons. The record is from RefSeq and is a predicted model, not a curated record. Bases 361 to 1137 code for a protein of 258 amino acids. Gene Ontology annotation, biological process: regulation of DNA-templated transcription; gamete generation. NCBI's taxonomy places the organism in Eukaryota, Metazoa, Chordata, Mammalia, Chiroptera, Vespertilionidae.